Molecule: messenger RNA, 801 nt
Organism: Gossypium arboreum
Lineage: Eukaryota; Viridiplantae; Streptophyta; Magnoliopsida; Malvales; Malvaceae
Product: glycine-rich protein 23-like
Exons: 1
Coding region: 1-801 (266 amino acids)
Source: RefSeq, a predicted model, not a curated record
AUGGGUAUUUUUGCUCGCUCGUUUGUGGUCAUAUUCUCAUGUAUUCUACUUUUGAAUGGUUUUAUAGUUGCUGAUCAUCAUGUUAUAGAAGGUGACAAGCAUUUGCUUCAUGGUUCAAUUUUAAACAAGGACCAGGAAGAUGGUCAAGAACAUGAAGUACAUAGAAGGUCUUUAACACUUGGUCUUCUUGGUCUUGCUGCUCUUGGUGGAUUAAGAGCUAGACAUAAUGGUGGUGGUGGUGGUGGUGGUGGUGGAGCAAUUGCACAUGCUGCUGCUGAUAGAGCAGCUGCUGUCCGUUCUGCUUUUCAUAAAGCAGCUUCACAAGCUGCUGCUGAUGGAACAGCUGCUGCCCAAUCUGGUUUUCGUAAAGCAGCUUCACAAGUUGCUUCUGAUGUAGCUGCUCGAGUUACUGGAGGCUUAAAAGGUGGCAUUGGUGGAGGUAGUUUAAGAGGUGGAGGAGGAGGCAGUUUAAUAGGUGGAGGUGGAAGUAGUUUUAGAGGUGGAGGUGGAGGUGGAAGCAGUUUUGGAGGUAGUGCUACCGGUUCCGUUGGUGGACGUGGUGCUACCGUUGGUGGAGGUGGAAGCAGUAUUGGAGGUAGUGCUACCGGUUCCCUUGGUGGACGUGGUGCUGCUGUUGGUGGAGGUGGAGGUAGUGUUGGGGGUAGUGCUGGCGGUAGUUUAAAGGGUGGAGGUGGAGGUAGUGUUGGAAGUGGUUUAAGGGGUGGAGGUGGAUAUGGAGGUAAUAUUGGUGGAGUAAGUUUCGGAGGUAGUAAGGUUUUUGGAGGAGGAGGUGGAGCUUAG